This is a messenger RNA of Linnemannia hyalina, 4251 nucleotides long. Lineage: Eukaryota; Fungi; Mortierellomycota; Mortierellomycetes; Mortierellales; Mortierellaceae. The record is from the annotation of a GenBank genome assembly.
AUGAUGGGCCUUCAGUCAGGAGAGGAGACGGCUUCUGGGGAUGAGGAUGACGAUGAGAAUGGUGGAAAGGAGGAGGAGGAACCAAAAGUUCGUUGGGCUGUCACUUACAAACCCAUCAGGGAUGGACUAAGAAAGGACCGGCGUCGGUCCCGAUCAGUCAGCGGAGUUGUGUCCCCACCAGCAACGCCCACAUCUUCUCCACCCUGGACGUCCCCAUCAAGUUGCGACCCAUAUGACGGACUGGCCACACCAAUUUCGCGGGCCAGUAGCUUUCUUGUCUCCCCAGCCACGGAUGGAACAGUAACGACCCCUCCUCCUUCGUCGCGCGUCUCUUAUUCGCCUAGGAGACGCCGCCAUUCCUGUGUUGCGCCCAAUACCAAGGAAUUCCAUACCCUUGCUACCAUUUUUGGGUGGGUCACCGAUGCGUCUGCGAACUACCCCAAGCCAAUCAGAUCCGAGGAGGACCAGGAAGAAGAAGGGGAGCGGGGGAGUGGCAUCGAGAGUAUCAUUAUGGAAGGUGCGCCUCGGUAUCUUCCUGGCAGUCAGAGUACGAUCUGUGCGAGCGAUGAUGACUCUGACCUUGAUGAUUGUUUCCGCCAGAGUUCCUCGUCCGCCAGUUGGCACACAUCCCGCGAAUCGAGAGGUUCGGAGCUCUCACAGACACGCGUCGAGGGCAGGUUCGAACACAACCCACACAGUUCCAACGGCUCAAUCGAGUUCCUCAACGAGUCAGGCGAGGCUGUCGCCACCGGAUAUACCGCCACAUCUUGGUCAAGUUACUCUAAAUCCACCUCACGGAACAACUGGCAGACAGGGACCCCAGAAUCUGAGAGUGCCUCUUCUUCCUCGUCCUCAUCAACCUCUACCCCGCCUCAUCUGGAAUCCAUGGAUGACUUGCUUCAUGACAUCCACCGCCGUCCCAGCGCUACACACCACCAGCAUCAGCAUCAUUCGUUCCCGGCACAGUCUCCAGAUGCACUCACCAACGAGCUGUUGUCGAGUAGUCUACUACCUCGGACAGCAACCGGGUUGCACAGGUCCGACACCAUGAGUACAAGACAUUCUUGCGAUUCCAUCUCUUCUCCCCUGGACUCUGAACAGUUGGAAUCACCUCUGACGCAGUGCAGCAAUAGCACACUGAUGUCGCCUUUGUCUAGCAGCCAUGACAAGGACUCGGGGUACAUAUCUUUUUCUUACAACAAGCAUGGUCCGUCCCUUGAGUCGUUCGCCAGGGGUGUUGCCCUGAGACUUUCAGAGCAGCGGUACAACCGUGCCGAAGAUGCAUCGGGCAAGACAGUUCAGGCAGCUGGAGCUGUUAAUCCAACUGCGACCAGUGAAGACACUGAAGAACCACCAGCCCCUCCGCCCAUUCCGCCGCGAUACCCCGAGAUCGACGUCCGAGUGUUUGAUCGCCCCGAGGAGGAAUCGUCCGAGACGAUUGUCUAUGCGCCACCUUUGGAGGGAUACAAACGCGAAUCGCUCUCCGGUACACUCGAGUUACGACCCAUCAUUGCCGCAACUAUUGUCAAGUUGAUCGAAAAGCUGACCCACCAGUACGGCUUGGUCCAGCUAUGCAAGUACCUCAUCCAGCGGUACCUGUGGGCUUUGGAAGAAGACACAGAGUUCCGCUGUGUCAUCCGCGUCCGGACAUUUGUGGUGUUCAAAUUCUGGAUCAACAACCACUUCGCAGACGAUUUCCUGACCUCGAAAUCGCUCCGAUUCCAAAUGGCGUCCUUCUUGAACGAGAUGCGGUUUAACACCAGGGUUCAGGCGUCACCACGGGACUCACGGAUUAUUCGUAACCUGAUGGAAUUCUUCAAGUACCAACGACGGUAUUAUAAAGAUCUUGCUCAACAGAGUGCUACCACUGAGAUGGAGCGGUAUCAUCGACAGCAUAAAUACAACAACAGAAAGGACUCGGGACAGGUUUCUGACAAUGGGGAUGUCAGGAAGUUUUCUACUGAUGGGGCGCCAGAAUCGACGGCGGCCGCUGUAGCGGGUUUUAGUUCAGAUGUGGUCGAUCGACUCCGGGUGUCGACUGUGCACAGGCAGAUGGAUCCGGUUACAGGCAAGGUGACAACCAGUGAUGUAACGGAGACUGCAAACGCGCCCAGCAACCCCACCAAAGGUCGACACAGGGCUUAUACUCUCGGAGGCUUGAUCAUUAAGCCUCUGAGUGGCGACACUCCAUCCAAGCACGUCCCACGGACAGCACAACAGACGGGCCGCCAACCCAGCGAAGGCUCAGGCCCAUUCCAGCCUCGAGAACGCCGCCUCUCCUCCUCAUCCAUCAAAUCCAACAAAAGCACCAGUACCUGGUCCACCAAAUUCGUUAACAAGAUCCGCCAAAAGUCUGAGGACUUCUAUCAACAGAUUGUUCACCCCUCAGGAACCACGCAUAAGGCGGACUCGAAGCAGUGUGUCUGUUGGACGUUGGCGUAUAUUGGCAUCUCGGAGCAGCAUCAUCAUACCCUCAGCUCUGCCCGGAGUUUCCCCAACUUGCGACCUUCUGUUAUUUCGACUCACUACCAACAACAGCAAGAUACUGCGGGGUCUGUUGUUACGAGCAAUACCUCCAGCUCAAUCCCUUCGUUGCCUUCGAACAAAUCGAUCAAGCGGCUCAAGUCGUCGCUCAGUCUGGGCCUUCAUUCGUCGACUAGCAGCACGGUCCCUUCGCCUAUCCCUUCGCCCACUAGGAACCAGUUCUCGGGCAUCUCUAACCGCCACUCGCGUUCAAACUCCAACUCCUCAGUCGGUUAUCACCCAAACCCAGAAUGCCCCUACCACAUCCCAUGCGUCGAGGCGAUCCAAACCGAUUCAACCAACGCACCACCGCCACCGUCCGAGACCUCCGAAAGUGGCGCCUCUUCCGCCACAUUCUCAACCCUAAAAGAAGCCCUCCAGGAAGACUUCUCCAGCACUAUCAACGGGAGCGAAUCAAGAUCCUCCUCGCAACCUCAAUCCGGCGGUAUCAUCCCCCCCUCCCCAGGCUGGAACUACGGACCCUGGCACUCCUCCGCCCACCAACUCUUCCCAACCAUGGUGUCCCCACCACCAUACAAACCGUUCAUCCUCUUCUAUCGGUCGCAACUGAUUGCGCAACAGCUCUGUCUGCUUGAACAGCAUUUCUUGGAGAAUGUCAAGUGGGAUGAGCUGUUGGAGGUGGAACUGUGUAGGGCGGGGAGGAAGAGUCGAAGCAAGGUGCAGAGUUCGAUCAGUGGGUAUUUAUUCAGAGCUGAAGGGGAGCCUAAUGGCAUGGAUGCCAGCAAUGAGCGAAGCAACAUGCUGUGUAUGUGGGUCGCCUCGGAGGUUGUGAGCACGCGCGUUCUGGACGACCGCGUUCGCGUUGUCGAAAAGUUCAUCAGGAUCGCCAAAAAAUGCUACCAGUACAGGAACUUCAACUCACUGAUGCAACUCGUCAUGGGGCUCGGAUCGUCACCCCUAUGUGGACUACGUCGGACCUGGGCGCGUGUCGGAAGCUACGAGAUGCGAGUCCUUCAGGACCUUCAGGACUUCAUUUCACCUUUUGGGAACUGGAGUGAUUUGAGGAAGGCGAUGAAUCAGGUCGGGUACCAGGAGACUUCUGCUGCUGCUGCUGGUUCUAGUUUUGCUGCUGGAGAGAGUGUCGGACAUCAGAGACUUAGUGUUCAGGGGUCUGACGUCUUUUCUUCUUCCAUCCACGCUACUGGACAUGAUGCGAAUGGGACGAGUAGCAACAUCCACUCACAGACAGAACCAGGACACAGCAAGUACCUCCAAUACCAAGCCCCCCUCGACAGACAAGGAUGCAUCCCGUUCCUGGGUCUCUUUGUCUUUGACCUCACCCACAUUGCCGUAUCGCCAUCCUGGUUCCUCCCCCAGGUCGUAUCCUCCUCCUCCUCUUCCUCGUCUUCGUCUUCGUCUCCCAUGAACGGUUCUGCAUCCGAGGAAAGCAAUGUCACUUCUGUCGAGAAUGGAAUGGGAUCCGCCCCAUUGACUCCGAUGAAGGCGAAUCAUAUGGCGACUGCUGCACGGCUCGAGGCUCCAGAACCCAAGGAUCUGCAGGAGCUUCUUCCAAGUGGCUCUCUCCUCGUCCACUUUUAUCGCUACCAGCUGAUCGCAAAGACGAUCAAGUGGUUUUUGGCUUUCCAGCAGCGAUCGCCAAAGUACACGUUCCCAGUCGACAGCACGUUGUAUUCAAAGUGCUUCUUGCUGCGUGUGUUGACCAAGGAGCGUGUGAAGGAACUGGCCAUCAAGUGCGAAAGCGAGUAA